AGUUGACAUGCCUUCUGGAUUAGAAAAAAAGCUCUUGCAGUAAAAAGUAGGUUGUUGGUUUGAGAAAUAUUUAUGGAGAAUUUGUUUUUUUGGGUGUCCCUCCUUGUUGGAUUCUUUCUGUCAGAAGUCUGUAAUAGGUCAUCUUUUGCAUUUCCACAAAAUGCUUUUUUACAAAGACCUCAGCUUCUACUAAGCCAGAGCUCUGUAAGCACUGUGCAUGAGCAGCAAAAGGAGUCUGAGCAGGUCAAUACUGUCAGGGUGAUCUGCCAUUCAGACUCACUGGAGAUCAGAAUCGAAGCUGACAUGUUUGCUGUGGGAGCACCUGUCAAAGGGGAGGACUUGCACCUUGGAGUGGAUGACCAUAAAUUUUGCAGUCCUUCAGCUUCUGUAGGAACUGAAUACAGAAUUGUUGUUGGACUAAUGGACUGUGGAACCAAGCAUUGGAUGACUGAAGAUUCUCUAGUCUACACAAACCUCCUCGUGUACUCCCCCAUGACCUCUCCUCAUGGGAUACUUUGGUUAGAUGAAGCUGUAAUUCCAAUUGAGUGCCACUAUGAAAGGAAGUACAGUUUGUCUAGUUCUUCGCUCAUGCCAACCUGGAUCCCCUUCAUAUCUACCCAGGCUGCAGUGGAAAGUUUGGAGUUUGACUUGAGACUAAUGACAAGUGACUGGCAAUUUGAAAGGAGCAAUAAUGUGUUCUACCUCAGUGAGCCCAUCAACAUUGAAGCCUCUGUCAGAGUUAGAAAUCAUAUGGAUCUUCGAGUGUUUGUGAGCAGCUGUGUGGCAACACUUAACCCAGACAUGUACUCGCAUCCAAGUUAUAUCUUCAUUGAGAAUGGGUGUUUGGUUGACUCGAAGCUUGCAGGUUCAAAAGCCCACUUUGUACCCAGAAGAAAUGAUAACAAGCUCCACUUGGUUAUUGAUGCCUUUAGGUUUCACAGUGAUGACAGAGGAGAGGUGUACAUCACAUGUCACUUAAAUGCUUUACCAGUAAAUGAUGCGGCAGCAUUGAAUAAAGCAUGCACUUUUGAAAAUGGAAGGUGGCGCUCAGCUGAUGGUAAUGACUUCCUGUGUGGGUAUUGUCAAAACCAAAAUGAACAUGACCAAAUUUUCAGUGAACCUAGAAGCUCUGAACCAUUUGGUUUUCGUGGGUUUGGGAAACCAGUGAAACCUAAGCCCCUAUGGAGAAGUGAACUGAAGGCCAAUCUGGUUUGGGAACAGGAUGCAAGAGUGGGUCCAGUCCUGGUUUUGCCACUGCAGAAAAGUGGACGCAUACCUGUCGAAGAGCUCCCUGCCAUUCUCCAUAAACUAGGCAGACCUGUACUAUAUGGCAGCCAGUGGCGAAGUGGAAUAAAUGAUGUGGAGAAGGGACUGCCUGAUCUUCUGUCCUCAAAACUAGACCUUAAGGAGACAACAGAUGGAAGAAGUGGACACAAUGUUGAAGAUGCAGGAAAACCCUCUGUGCCUCAGAAAGUAGCUCCCGAGUUCACAGUGGAGGCAGCUCUGGACAACGUCACAGCAGGCAAUGAUGAGGGCAGCCCCACCUUGCAGUUUAAAGUGACAACUCUGGGAAAUGCCACUGCUACAGAAACAGGCCCAUAUUCAAAUGACCCAAAGAAAUAAAUUGUUGAAAAAGUUGA
Mugil cephalus (flathead mullet) is the source of this 1640-nucleotide messenger RNA. RefSeq names its product zona pellucida sperm-binding protein 3-like. Gene Ontology annotation, biological process: positive regulation of acrosome reaction; binding of sperm to zona pellucida; egg coat formation. The record is from RefSeq and is a predicted model, not a curated record. The transcript has 10 exons. Gene Ontology annotation, molecular function: acrosin binding. The coding region runs from base 73 to 1623 and encodes 516 amino acids. Gene Ontology annotation, cellular component: extracellular matrix. NCBI's taxonomy places the organism in Eukaryota, Metazoa, Chordata, Actinopteri, Mugiliformes, Mugilidae.